Messenger RNA from Cicer arietinum (chickpea), 1538 nucleotides. RefSeq names its product acyl-coenzyme A oxidase 4, peroxisomal. Gene Ontology annotation, molecular function: flavin adenine dinucleotide binding; acyl-CoA dehydrogenase activity. Gene Ontology annotation, cellular component: peroxisome. Lineage: Eukaryota; Viridiplantae; Streptophyta; Magnoliopsida; Fabales; Fabaceae. The record is from RefSeq and is a predicted model, not a curated record. Gene Ontology annotation, biological process: fatty acid beta-oxidation.
UAUAGUGUAUAAGUAAAUAUAAUAUAAUAACGUGUAAUGUUUCGUAGCCAUCUUCUCCUUCUUCUUCUUCUUCUCGUGUUUUCCAUCAUUAUCAACUUCACUCUCCCUAAUCAUGACUCGUUCCAAUUCAGAUGAUAAUAAGAAGAAUAAUGGAAAGAUGCCUUCGUAUUUUGAUUUGCCACCACUUGAUCUUUCUCUCGCAUUUCCACAAGCAACUCCAGUCUCUACUUUUCCUCCUUGUGCUUCAGAUUAUUUUCAAUUUAGUGACUUGUUGAGGCCGGAGGAGCAGGCCAUUAGGAUGAAAGUGAGAGAGUAUAUGGAGAAGGAAAUUGCUCCCAUAAUGACCCAGUAUUGGGAGAAGGCCGAAUUUCCGUUUCAUGUUAUUCCGAAGUUCGGUGAACUGCGUAUUGCUGGUGGCACAAUCAAGGGUUAUGGUUGUCCUGGUCUUUCCAUACUUGGAAGUGCUGUUGCUGUUGCAGAAGUCGCUAGAGUUGAUGCAAGCUUUUCAACUUUCCUUUUGGUUCAUUCAUCCUUGGCAAUGCUCACUAUUGCAUUGUGUGGGUCUGAAGCUCAGAAGCAAAAGUAUCUACCUUCAUUGGCAGAGCUAAAAACUAUAGCAUGUUGGGCUUUGACUGAACCUGACUAUGGAAGUGAUGCUAGUGCUUUGAAGACCAUAGCAACUAAGGUGGAAGGUGGUUGGAUCCUUGAGGGCCAAAAGCGAUGGAUAGGAAACAGUACAUUUGCUGACUUGUUGGUUAUCUUUGCCAGGAAUACCUCAACAAAUCAAAUAAAUGGAUUUAUCGUAAAAAAGGACGCACCGGGUUUAACUGUUACAAAAAUAGAGAAUAAAAUUGGACUUAGAAUUGUACAAAAUGGAGACAUUGUUCUGAGGAAGGUGUUUGUCCCUGAUGAGGACAGAAUAGCAGGAGUUAAUUCUUUUCAGGAUACAAACAAGGUACUUGCUGUUUCGCGUGUGAUGGUUGCUUGGCAACCUAUUGGUUUAUCAAUGGGCAUCUAUGAUAUGUGUCACAGGUACCUAAAGGAGAGGAAACAAUUUGGAGCACCAUUAGCCGCUUUCCAAAUCAACCAACAGAAACUUGUUCAAAUGCUCAGUAAUGUUCAAGCGAUGAUUCUUGUUGGUUGGCGUCUAUGCAAGUUGUAUGAAAGUGGUAAAAUGACCCCGGGUCAUGCUAGCUUAGGGAAGUCGUGGAUCACCUUGAGGGCAAGAGAAACAGCUGCACUGGGGCGAGAAUUGCUUGGUGGCAAUGGAAUUUUAGCUGAUUUUCUAGUGGCUAAGGCAUUCUGUGACUUAGAACCUAUCUACACCUUCGAAGGCACGUAUGAAAUCAACACUUUGGUCACAGGAAGAGAAGUUACUGGUUUUGCCAGCUUUAAGCCAGCUGCUCAAAGAAGUAGAAUGUGAAAGUGUAAAAGUGUAAUAUUAUUGAGUACCAAAACACAAACAUUCAAUUAAAUAAUAAUUAUAAAAGGUUUGGGUGACAAAGCAAUGAAAUACAAAAUAAUAAUGAUAUUGGAUA